Molecule: messenger RNA, 1239 nt
Organism: Eruca vesicaria subsp. sativa (arugula)
Lineage: Eukaryota; Viridiplantae; Streptophyta; Magnoliopsida; Brassicales; Brassicaceae
Source: the annotation of a GenBank genome assembly
CUAGUUGUCAGAUAUACGCGAGACGAGAAGCUCCGUUUCGAAACCCUAGAGAUCGUGAAGCUCGUAUCCCUUUUUCGUGGAUCUCCGGUGACGGUCCCGGAAGUUGUAUAAAAUCAUGUACAGAGAGAGAGGAGCGGUUGGAUCGAAGUCGGAGGUGGUGGAUCGGAAACGCAUAAACGAGGUUCACGAUAAUAAUCGAGCCAAUGGAAAGGGCAAGGCAGCAUCGAACUCCGUCAUGAUAGGGAAGCAGUUGCACGACCAGAGAGAUUCACGUUCUGAGUCUCUCUCCAAGACCACCAUCUCCGACGCUGUGGAUAUAUCAGAGACAGACAGCGAGGAAUCAGAGGUGAGUGGGUCUGAAGGGGAGGACACGUCAUGGAUAUCAUGGUUUUGCAACCUCCGUGGGAACGAGUUCUUCUGCGAGGUUGAUGAUGAUUACAUCCAGGAUGACUUUAACUUGUGUGGUCUCAGCCAUCAAGUUCCUUAUUACGACUAUGCCCUUGAUUUGAUUUUGGAUGUUGACUCUUCUCAUGGUGAGAUGUUUACAGAGGAACAGAAUGAGUUGAUCGAGUCAGCUGCAGAGAUGUUGUAUGGAAUGAUUCAUGCUCGUUACAUUUUGACCACCAAAGGCCUUGCUUCUAUGUUGGACAAAUACAAAAAUUAUGACUUUGGAAGAUGCCCAAGAGUAUAUUGUUGUGGGCAGCCUUGUUUACCGGUUGGGCAAUCUGAUAUCCCUCGAGCAAGCACUGUAAAGAUAUAUUGCCCCAAAUGUGAAGACGUCUAUUAUCCACGAUCAAAAUACCAAGGAAACAUAGAUGGAGCAUACUUUGGGACAACGUUUCCACAUCUGUUCCUGAUGACUUACGGACAUCUGAAACCGCAAAAGGCAUCACAAAGCUAUGUGCCAAGAGUGUUUGGGUUUAAGUUACACAAGCCGUGAUGGAGCAGGGACAAAGAGCAUCAUGCGUUUUGAGAAAGCAGGAGAGACUUGUGUAAACAACAAAGGAAAAGCAUAUUUGUAUCAGGAAGCUGGAAACUAGUCUGUCUCUGUAUUGUUUUUGUGUGGUCCUUACUAGGUUUAGACUACUACAUUAGCUGCAAGUAAAAUCCCACAUUAACAAUUGUAAUACAUUACCCUUUUUUCUUCUCUUUGGUUUUACCUCAGUUUACAUUCAGUUUUUGCUUUGUAUCAAAACCUAUCAAUUUCAGAUUUUAGUGAGACAUUCAUGUUUGUUUGCG